AUGAAACAAAAAACUAUAAGCAUGGCAAGUACUAAUAGUAGCAGUAUUUACUCAGCAGAAGAUUCUUUGUCUGAUCUGCCCGAAAUUCCUUUUUACAACACAGGAGACGAAAAAGAAAAUGAUCGUCUGAGACAAUUACAUUUUAUUGUAGCUGAAUUUUAUAAAGUGGAAAGAGGUUUCGUAGAGUUAUUACAACAUAUCGGUGUAAAUUAUCCAAAAUAUUUGGAAGAAUGUCAAAGAAGAAAUGGCUAUAAAUGGUUAACCCCUUCUAAAGGUUCUCAUUCUCCUGGGGAUGUAAUUACACGAAUUACUAACCAUUUACAAAUGAUAUUAGCUGUUCAUGAAGAUUUUCUGAAUUCAUUUGAAAUUAAAUUAAGAAAAUGGGAUUCAACAAAUCCAGAUUUUGCUGAAGUUUUUAAAAAUGCUGAUUAUUUAAAAAUUUGUAAUGAUUUUUUAAAAGAAAAACGAACACUUACUGAUGAAUUUAUUCAAUAUCUAAAGGAUAAUUCAGAGUUGGCUUUGGCUACAAGGACAUUUGAACAGGAAGGAUUUACAGAACAACAUAAAAAUAAUAAUAAUAAAAUAAAUAAAUUAAUUAAAAAUAAUAUAAAUAAACAUUAUAUUGCUCUACAAUUAGACAAAGUUCAUCAAAAUAUAGUUCAAUAUAAAAGUCAAAUGGAACGUUACAAAAAAUAUUUACCUCAAAAUUGUGUUGAAGCUGAACUUGCAGAUAAAGCUUUAAGGAAAUUGGAAGAUGUUUCUAGUGGAGUAAAUCAAUAUUUAGUUGGGGCAGAUAAUAAUGAAUUAUUAGAAUUACAUCGAAGACUUCAAGGAUCUUUUGAUGUUUUUGAACCUGGAAGAAAACUUCUUCACAAAGGAGAAUUACUUAGAUAUACAAGAAAAACGCCACAGCCUCGUUAUUUAGUUCUUUUUUCUGAUUUUCUGCUUAUUUGUAAAUAUCCUUCAAUUGGUGAUGCAUUUGAAAAAUUUCAUAAAAUUAAAGUAGAAGAUAUUCAAUUAAAUAUUAAAGAUCAUGUUGAUUACGAGAUUGAAUUUACUUUAAUUUCUCCACAAAAAUCCAGCAGUUUUGGAGCUAAAGAUAAACGAGAAAGGGAUGUUUGGGUACAAAGAAUUUCUGAAGCUAAAACAAAAUUUUUGUUUUUAACUAAAUUAAAUAAUAAUAAUUCUUUAAAUGAUCGAAGAAAUUUAUUAGAGAAUGGAAAUGGAGAAGUAGAAGAAGUAGAAAAAUCUUCGAAAAUUGAAUUUUCAUCUGCAGCCCCAGAAUGGAUGCGUGAUAGUAAAACAACAAAAUGUUUAAUUGUUGGAUGUGAAACAAAAUUUAAUUUAGUAAAAAGAAGGCAUCAUUGUAGAGCUUGUGGUUGGAUAAUUUGCGGUAAAUGUGUUGGGUAUGCUCCAGUAGUUAAUUUAGAAUGGGAACGAGAUAUUGUUUGUCCUGAAUGUUUUGAAAAGACUGUUAUAGCUUGUAAGUUUUUGUUUUGUUUUAAAGUUUUUAUUCAAUUAAAAAUAUCUAGAAAUUCCUUUAAUUUCAAAUAUUAG
Meloidogyne enterolobii is the source of this 1557-nucleotide messenger RNA. The record is from the annotation of a GenBank genome assembly. Lineage: Eukaryota; Metazoa; Nematoda; Chromadorea; Rhabditida; Meloidogynidae.